Fragaria vesca subsp. vesca is the source of this 1478-nucleotide messenger RNA. RefSeq lists its product as uncharacterized. Lineage: Eukaryota; Viridiplantae; Streptophyta; Magnoliopsida; Rosales; Rosaceae. The record is from RefSeq and is a predicted model, not a curated record. The transcript is spliced from 2 exons. The coding region runs from base 189 to 1247 and encodes 352 amino acids. Gene Ontology annotation, biological process: ribosomal large subunit biogenesis; ribosomal small subunit biogenesis. Gene Ontology annotation, cellular component: nucleolus. Gene Ontology annotation, molecular function: DNA binding; RNA binding.
GAAGAGAAAAAAAGAAAAAAGAAAAAAAAAGAAAAACCUCUACGGAACCCUAUUGGACUCUCUGAUUCUCACUUCUUUCUUUCUCACUCCACCAAGAACGCCGACUCAGCCGGCUACACAAUCGUCGACGAGAUCGGCUCCGGCGUCAUCGCCGUCGUUUCUUUAUCGUCUGUUCUUCUCGUUCUAAGAUGGGGAAAAAGAUGAAGAAUAAAACGGACAGGGAGGCGAUUGUUUCUAAUCCGGUUAUUGAUUUGAAGUCUAUUAUUCAUCAGCAUUCUCAAUUCAUGGACAAGCUAGUUGAGCUCAUCCCUGCUAGGUUCUAUUUACCGAAUGAUGAGGAUGAUAAGCCAUGGUUUCAAGGCCUGAGCAAGCCUGCAAAGGCUUCAGCUAAGAAGGAAACGAAGAAAAACAUUAAGCAAGCUCGCAGGGAUCGGUUGGAUCCAGAGAAGUCUUCUACAACAACCCUUGAUUUGCUAAAGCAAAGUUUGGAAAAGGAGAAGUCGAAUGAGGAUGAUAGUGAUAGUGGUGAAAUGGAGACUAAACCUGUGGUGCCUGGUCUGGAAGGUGAUGACAGGUCAGUGACAUAUGAGGAACUGCAGCAACGGCUUCGUCGUAAAAUUGAACAGUUUCAGUCUGGUCGCAAUUGUGGAGUUUCAGAGAGAGCAAGGAAGAGGAUUGAAAGGAAGGAGAGAUAUGAGAAAGGGGCUGAUGACAGGAAACGGAAGAGAGAAACUGCAUCUGAUGAAAAGAAACCUAUUGGUACUGAUUCAGUGAACAAAAAUGUUGAACAAGAGGUUGCAGAGGCUUCUAAAGGGCUCACAUUCAGUCGUGUCAAACUUGGGGAUGAUGAUGACGUUGGAAAGAAGAAGAGAAGACUGUCAAAGGCGAAGGAGCUUGAGAGGGCCAAACAGUUGGAAGAAAUGAAGAAAGAUCCAGAGAAAGGCAAGUCUCUGUUGUGGAAAACAGCAACCAGUAGAGCUGCUGGGGUCAAGGUUCAUGAUGAUCCAAAGUUGCUGAAACAAAGCAUUAAAAAGGACCAAAAGAAGCAUCAGAAGAAUGCUGAGAAAUGGAAGGAAAGGGUUGAAACCACACACAAGUUGAAACAAGACAAACAGAAGAAGAGAUCUGAUAAUAUAUCAGCAAAACUUGAUGAGAAGAAAAAGCGCAAAAUCGCAAAGAGAGAGAAGAAACUAAUGCGGCCAGGAUUUGAAGGUCGCAAAGAAGGUUAUGUCAAUGGGGGUGCAUAAACUCUCAUUACUGAUUGGUAAGCUUCUACCAUGGCAUUUUUGUAUGGUUACUAAUAGAAGAACUAGUAUAAGCAGGAUAUGAAAGGUCAGGGGAGGUUAAGUAGAGGAGUUGUGUUCUUCUAGAGCUCCUCCUGGAUUUUCAUCUCCCCUUUUUGUUAUUUGUAAUUCCGACUAUUUACAUUCUGGAAUGAGUACGAAUCCUUUUCUUUUUUCUCUUUUUUUUAUUUGUUU